CAGAACGACGGACGCAUAGAGUUUUCACUUUUCAAAUAGAGACUCCAGACUUUGGACUUUGGAGUAUAUCACACCAUUCACCACCGAACCAGAAUCGAGAUCCAAUCUUGCAGAUCCCCCACCAUUUUUGCAGUGGAAUAAGCGCCAGAAACAAAAGAUUUCUCUUAAAAAGUCCAAGAAAUUUUCUUAGUUUUCCAUGGCAAAUGGUUCGAGAAGACAACAAUCCACUAAAAUUUUCGGCCGCAAGAAUCUUCUACUCUUCCUCUGCACUUCUCUCCUCCUCCUUAUCUUCCUCUAUCUUGCCUCCCAAACCCAAAACCAGUCUCCGAGAACCGCCAAAUCUGCCAAAACCCCAAUCUUUGAGCGCUCUCUAAAGCCGUUCAAUUGCUAUUCUUCACCUCAAGCCCACCCUGUUAUUGCGAAUCUAGUGGAAGGUCUCAAAUACCCAUUUCUCUUCUCCCUGUCAGACUUCGGGAGUUUACCAGAAAAGCCACACAAGAAUAUAAAUAGGACUCUCAAGGGGAAGCCAUUCAGGAAGCCUGAUAUAUCUGAGACUGUGCAGAGAUUGUUGGAGAAAAUGAAGGGGGAGGGCAAGAGUGGGAUUUUCGUGGACGUGGGGGCUAAUGUAGGAAUGGCCACAUUUGCAGCGGCGGUUAUGGGGUUUAAGGUUCUUGCCUUCGAGCCUGUUUUUGAGAACUUGCAGAAGAUUUGCGAAGGGAUUUACUUCAACCGAGUUGGGGAGUUGGUGGAAGUCUUUGAAGCCGCAGCUUCUGAUCGAUUGGGAAACAUUACAUUUCACAAGUUGGUUGGCCGGCUUGAUAAUAGUGCGGUCUCAGCCACUGGUGCAAAGUUGGCAUUCAAGUCAAACGAAGAGAUUGCUGUUGAAGUGAAGACCAUUCCUCUUGAUGAUAUGAUUAUGGAGUCGGAGUUGGUGCUGCUUCUCAAAAUAGAUGUUCAGGGAUGGGAGUAUCAUGUUCUCAAGGGUGCUUCAAAGUUACUCUCAAGAAAGAAAGGUGAGGCCCCAUACCUUAUCUAUGAGGAAGAUGAACGCCUGUUGCAAGCAAGCAAUACCAGUGCCAAGGAGAUUAGAGAUUUUCUUCGCACUGUGGGAUACCACCAUUGCAUCAAGCACGGAACCGAUGCCCACUGCACAAAAACAGAUUGAUGCAACGGAUUCCGUUCUAUAUAUUUCUUUCCAUUAGAAAUUUUGAUGUAGCCAAACAACAUUUUCAUGGUGAGACGUGGUUAGAAGAACGAUCAGAGGAGCUGGUGAUUUCGCAAACACUGCAGGUGUUUUGUUAAUACUGAUUUUGACACCAAGAGAAUUGCUUUGAAUCAGAGCAGGGACAUAACUACUUCACGCCACAGCUUCGUGAUGACCUUGAAUUGAUUUAAAAAGAAAAAGGAGAUAAAAAUUAGAUUAAUAGAAUUGCCUUUGAGCUUUAUGAUCUUGGAGUGUGAGCAUGUGCACUAUUCCUUAUUUCACAUUAAAUAUCAAGCAGUGGA
Cuscuta campestris is the source of this 1506-nucleotide messenger RNA. The record is from the annotation of a GenBank genome assembly. Lineage: Eukaryota; Viridiplantae; Streptophyta; Magnoliopsida; Solanales; Convolvulaceae.